AUGAACGGAAAAUGCCCGCCACUGUCCAGUACGCUCAAACACCUCUUCCCACCACCCGCCGGCGCCGCCGCGUCGCAAUGCGAGUCCCUAUUAUACCGCUGCGCCACCACCAAAAAAUCCCUCUCCACCACCUAUAAACUCCACGCCCUUGCCACCACAUCCGGCCUCCUUUCCAACCACUUUCUCUCUCUACUGGCCGCCGCAUACGGCCUCUCCGGCCACUCCCCCUACGCCCACAAGCUGUUCGAUGAAUUGUCCGACCCCACGCUUGUCGCCUACAAAUCCAUGAUCCGAAUUCAUGUCGAAAAUGGGAAACCCCGGGACGCACUCCAGCUGUUUGUGGAAAUGCACGAGUCGGGCAGGCACGUUCCGGACAAGUACACCUACCCGUUUGUCAUCCGGGCCUGCGGGCAGCUCCUGAUGCUCAAGCUAGGUGAGAUGGUUCACGGAUCGACUGUUAGAAGCGGGGUUUUGUUAGGCGGUUUUAUGGGUAAUUCUUUGCUCGCAAUGUAUAUGAACUGUGGGUGUACAGAUGAAGCUAAAAGGGUGUUUAGUGAAAUGAAGGGUAAAACUGUAGUUUCUUGGAAUACGAUGAUAAGCGGGUACUUUCGUAAUAGCCGUGCUAAGGAGGCUUUGCUUGUUUUCAGAACUAUGGUCGAUAACAAGGUUGAGUUCGAUUCUGCUACAAUUCUGUCGGUUUUACCCGCUUGUGGGUACCUGAAGGAUUUAGAUAUGGGAAAUGAGGUUUAUGAGUUGAUCAGAGACAAAAGCAUUGUGAAAAGAUUGGCUGUUCAAAAUGCUUUGAUUGAUAUGUAUGUGAAGGGUGGAAAAAUUGACGAUGCGCGUGUAGUGUUUGACGAUAUGUCCGAGAGAGAUGUUGUGACCUGGACUACUUUACUCAAUGGCUACGCUCUGAGUGGGGACACGAAACGUGCUGUCGAGCUCUGUCGGUCGAUGCAAUUCGAUGGCAUCAAACCAAACGAGGUGACUUUAGCUUCGCUUCUCGCUAUGUGUGCCGACUCACGCGAGACGAAGCUUGGGAAGUGCUUGCACGGGUGGGCUGUUCGCCAGAACAUUGACCGUGACGUGAACGUCGAGACUUCACUGAUCGAUUUCUAUGCAAACUGCGAUUCUUUCGAGCUCAGCUUUAGGGUGUUCUCGAGGAUUUUUUCCAAGAAGAAUACCGUCCCGUGGAAUGCUAUGCUUUCCGGUUCUGUCCACAAUAAACGGGCCCGAUUUGCAAUAGGGCUUUUCAAGGAAAUGCUUUCUCACGGCGUGGGGCCCGAUGACGCGACUUGGAAGAGCCUACUUCCCGCGUACGCCAUCGAAUCCGAUAUCCAUCAAGCGACGAACAUGCACGGUCAUCUCGUCAAAACGGGCUUUGCUAGAAAGCCUGAAAUCGCCACCAAUUUGAUUGAUAUAUACGCAAAAUGCGGGUACUUACAUUAUGCUCAUAUCUUGUUCGAUGGGCUUUCUAUGAGAAAUCGAGACGUCGUCUCUUGGAGCGUUAUAAUAGCCGGUUAUGGGAAGAUUGGGGAUGGGAAAACCGCGCUUUCUCUCUUUAACCAAAUGGUCUCGUCUAAUGUUAGACCUAACGAGAUCACGUUUACCUCCAUCUUACACGCUUGCGCCCAUGCGGGAUUAGUGGACGAAGGAUUACGUGUAUUUAAUUUCAUGCGGAUUAAUAAUCGAGAGAGUUUACGCACGGAUCACUAUACUUGCAUGGUCGAUCUACUCGGUCGAGCGAAUAGGCUCGAAGAAGCUUAUGAAAUGAUUAUUAAUAACAUGCCUUUCGAGGCGAGGUCGAGCCAUGCGGUUUGGGGGGCUUUGCUUGGCGCGUGUGCUAUACACGAUAGUGUCGAGUUGGGGGAAAUUGCGGCAAAAUGGUUGUUCGAGUUGGAGCCGGAGAAUACGGGGAAUUAUGUGUUGAUGGGGAAUAUUUAUUCGGCCGUCGGGAGGUUCGACGAUGCGGAGAGAGUGAGGAAGAUGAUGGAUAAUGUGGGAUUAGUGAAAGCUCGGGCUAAUAGCAUGAUUGAGGAAUUCUAUGGUGGCGGUGCCGGCAGCUGGGGGGAGGAUAUCCGGAUCGUUGAAGUAGCUGUGGCGGUGGAUUUGAUGGUGAGGAUUGCGCAGUCAUUUUGGAGGAAUUGUUGGGACCUGGAUUUGUCGGAGGUGAUUACCGUUGAUUGUAUUGGCGGCGGCGGUUCCGGUGGUGAUUUGUUGAAUUGUGGGAGGGCAAAAGUGGGGAACAGGAGCAGCAGUGGAGGAAAUGUAAAUGGAGUCGGAGAUUUGAUGAAGAUCAAGGUCGCAGCACGCCACAUUUCGUACCGCACGUUGUUCCACACCAUCCUGAUACUUGCUUUUUUGUUGCCGUUUGUGUUCAUCCUGACUGCCCUCGUCACCCUUGAAGGUGUCAACAAGUGCUCCUCGAUCGAUUGUUUAGGAAGACGCUUGGGGCCAAAGCUUCUCGGUAGAAGCGAUGAUUCUGGGAGGCUGGUCAAGGACUUCAUUAAGAUCCUGAAUCAAGUGAACUCUGAGAAAGUCCCUGAUGGCCUGAAGCUCCCAGACUCUUUUAAUCAGCUUGUUUCUGAUAUGAAAAACAAUAAGUACAAUUCGAAGGAGUUUGCUCUUAUUUUGAAAGGAAUGAUGGAGAGAUCGGAAAGGGAGAUGAGAGAGUCCAAAUUCUCUGAGCUAAUGAAUAAACACUUUGCAGCUAGUGCCAUUCCUAAGGGCAUUCACUGUCUCUCAUUGAGGCUAACUGAUGAAUAUUCUUCUAAUGCCCAAGCACGCAAGCAGCUUCCUUCUCCAGAGUUGCUUCCUCUGCUUUCUGACAACUCCUAUCAUCACUUUGUGGUGUCAACAGACAACAUUCUUGCGGCUUCAGUUGUUGUGACGUCUGCUGUUCUGUCAUCCGUAGCCCCCGAAAAGAUUGUUUUUCAUGUUAUAACUGAUAAGAAAACUUACGCAGGCAUGCAUUCGUGGUUCGCCCUACAUCCUGUGCCUCCUGCUAUAGUCGAAGUGAAAGGUGUACAUCAAUUUGAUUGGUUAACAAGAGAGAAUGUCCCGGUCCUUGAAGCGGUGGAGAGUCACAAUGGGAUUAGGAAUUAUUACCAUGGGAAUCACAUAGCUGGAGCCAAUCUAAGCGAUACAACCCCACGAACAUUUGCCUCCAAGUUGCAGGCUAGGAGUCCAAAGUAUAUCUCAUUGCUCAAUCAUCUUCGUAUAUAUCUUCCAGAGCUAUUCCCAAACCUCGAAAAAGUGGUUUUCCUGGACGAUGAUAUUGUAAUCCAACAAGACUUGUCUCCUCUUUGGGAGAUUGACCUUAACGGAAAAGUGAACGGAGCUGUUGAGACUUGCAGAGGUGAUGACGAGUGGGUUAUGUCCAAGAGAUUCAGAAACUAUUUCAACUUCUCUCACCCACUUAUCUCAAAGAACUUAAAUCCUGAUGAAUGCGCAUGGGCAUAUGGGAUGAAUAUAUUCGACUUACAUGCAUGGCGAAAGACAAAUAUUAGAGACACUUAUCACUCUUGGCUCAAGGAGAAUCUGAAGUCAAACCUCACAUUAUGGAAGCUUGGGACUUUACCUCCAGCGUUAAUAGCAUUUAAGGGCCACGUUCACCCUAUAGAUCCCUCAUGGCACAUGCUUGGGUUGGGCUAUCAGAAUAAGACCAACAUUGAAAACGUGAAGAAGGCAGCCGUGAUUCACUACAAUGGUCAAUCCAAACCAUGGUUGGAGAUUGGUUUCGAGCAUCUAAGGCCAUUCUGGACCAAGUACGUUAACUAUUCAAGUGACUUUGUAAGGAAUUGCCACAUCCUGGAGUAG
Striga hermonthica is the source of this 3819-nucleotide messenger RNA. Lineage: Eukaryota; Viridiplantae; Streptophyta; Magnoliopsida; Lamiales; Orobanchaceae. The record is from the annotation of a GenBank genome assembly.